CUUUGGCCCCUUCGCUAGGACUCCACCUCCGAGACACACGCCAUCCCUUCAUAUCUCCCAGCCUGACCGCCCUUAUCUGCUCUCGUGCGCGACCGAGAAACGCUACUACACUUCAUGGCGCCAUCAUAGGAUCAAUAUUUCGGCUUCGUCACUUUCUUCCGUACACAUAUUCCACCCUUCCACCACGAUGCCACAACGAGAUCCCGAAACAGGCUGCGUUGUGCCCGACACCGGCGAAUGGCCCGCUCCUCCACAAGAAGACGUGCCCAUCAAGGAAGAUCGGUUAUGGAUUGACGGCUGCUUUGACUUCUUCCAUCAUGGCCAUGCAGGUGUCAUGCUGCAAUCGCGCCGCUUCGGCGAUGAGCUCCUCGUGGGCCUGCACAACGAUGAAGACAUCCUUGCGAACAAGGGCCCCACAGUCAUGUCCCUCGCCGAACGAACUGCCGCCGUGAACGCCUGCCGCUUCAGCACAAAAUGUAUUCCGCACGCUCCUUACGUUACUUCGAUUCCCUGGAUCAGUCAUUACGGGUGCAAAUAUGUCACGCAUGGCGAUGACAUCACGUCAGACGCGAGCGGUGAGGACUGCUAUCGUUUUGUGAAGAGAGCAGGGAGAAUGAAGAUUGUGCCUCGGACGCCGGGUAUCAGUACAACGGAUCUUGUGGGGAGGAUGCUGGAUGGGACGAAAGAUCACUUCAUUAAGAAUUUGAGUGACUGCGUGGAGGGGAAAGAAGGAAGGCCAGAGUGGAAUGAGGCGGAAAGGAGACAGCAUGGGAAAGACAUGCAGAAACGCUUCAUCGAAUACGCUGCUGCUCCUAAUGGGAGAGACCCGUUCGUUGUCGUGUACGCUUUCACGCCCGAUACCAGCAGGACUGGAAGUGGGAACUUCACAAGCUUGGUAGCAGGGAUACCUCCGCGGCCGGGGCAGAGAUUGGUAUACGUGGACGGCGGUUUCGAUCUGUUCUCCAGCGGGCACAUUGCAUUUCUGGAGACUGUCAUCAGAUUGGAAGAAGAAAAUGCGCAAAUACGAGGCUGGUACAACGAAGCCGCUGUGCAGCAACGCAUCGACCUGACUGGAUCCGACUACGCACCCGCGUACGUCAUUGCAGGAGUCCACGACGACGAAAUCGUUAACUCCUACCGCGGAGCGAACUACCCAAUCAUGAACAUUUUCGAGCGAGGGCUUUGUGUGGUGCAAUGCACAUAUGUCCACGGCGUUGUCUUUGGGGCUCCGUACACACCUAGCGUUGGAUUUCUGGAAUCUCUACCCUUCAGUCGCAGGCCCGAUGCAGUAUACCAUGGGCCCACCGCUUUCAUGCCGCCGAGCGCGAAAGAAGGCGAUCCUUACCGAGACGCAAAAGCUUUGGGCAUUUUUGUUGAGACGCCAGAACAUGAGUUCCAAGAUGUCAACGCGGAGCAUAUUGUGAAGAGGAUUCUAGGGAGGAGAGACGAGUAUGAGGAGCGGCAGAGGAAGAAAGGGGUCAAGAGUGUUGGCGAAGCUGAGCAGAGAAGAAAAGAGAUGGAGGAAGGAAGGGGCAGUGUUCGAGCGUGAAUGACAUUAGCGUUUCGUUGAGGGUAGCUGAGCGAGGAGUUUUGCAAUGUUGAGUGUCUUACUGUGCGUGUGCGGUUCAACAGUGUAGUGUAAUAUGAUACCCCACUGCAGGUGCGCGAGUGUAGAAUGGGAGAAACGAGGCUGUGAAGGAUGAAUGCUUCAGCUUUGCAUGGGAGGGGCCCGAGCUGAGAUUCUGCGCUCUCAAUAGCUUUGUUCAUGGCUGUUGGGCAGAGAAGAUUCGUCGACGGAAUGGGAGCAAGUCGUACUAGAAC
Molecule: messenger RNA, 1821 nt
Organism: Cercospora beticola
Lineage: Eukaryota; Fungi; Ascomycota; Dothideomycetes; Mycosphaerellales; Mycosphaerellaceae
Gene: ECT1
Product: ethanolamine-phosphate cytidylyltransferase
Biological process (GO): phosphatidylethanolamine biosynthetic process
Cellular component (GO): cytoplasm
Molecular function (GO): ethanolamine-phosphate cytidylyltransferase activity
Source: RefSeq, a predicted model, not a curated record